UGCACAAACUACAUAAGAGUUACAUGCAGAAUGCAUGCUACAAAAUGUGAAUGCUGUUCGUAUCAUAUGAGUGUACAAGGCAACCAUGUGAACUAUCGGGGGAAUACUGCGUGAGGAAAUAAGUAUGUUUCUCAUUAAUACAUAUCUCUAUAUAGCGAACUUAUUAAAGAUAUAAAAAUAAGAUCUCAAAUAGUUUAGCAUGACCUACAUUUCUAUCGAAGCCACGCAAGUUUCACGGUCGAUAAGACUCAUUGACUCAUCGCGAGUCAAGAUUAAACUUUAAUAUAUCAGCGUGGUUACAAACCGAAAGUUGUUUAAAGUAAAGUAGUUUUUAAAGUUAAGAUGGAUGAAAAAGCGCGAAUUUUGCACACCAAUUUGAAAACAUAUAUAAAGGAUGAAAUAGAAACAGGAAGUGACCAAUACCACGCGUUUGUGGAGAGUAUGAAAGGAUAUGGCGUCCCCAAAGGAAGAUUAGCAAACGCCAAAUCAUUGUAUGACAAAUUUGUGUUGUUGGAAAACGUCGGUAAACUUGGUGUAGGGAAUUAUGACAGCCUUCGCCAGAUGGUUAAAAGUAGCGGACUUGACGAACUUCUACCGAAAAUAAACGAGACGGACAAUGAAAUCAAGAAGCUGCGGGCUGAUUCAGGUGAAAGUACGGGCCACAUUGCCCGGAAACGGCAGCAUGACCAUUCAACAGGAGACGCAAGACUCCCAGAGGCGAAGCAGUCCCGUGUUGAUGCAGCUGAAGACGACCCUCUCUGGACGCGAGACAGUGAAGGAAGAGGACGCUACGACACCAGGGGCAAGAAAGGGUACCUGCUGAUAGUCAACUACAGCGACAAUAGAAAAGGUUCGACACGUGAUGUCGAAAUUCUACAAUCCUUCUUUAGAGAAGUGGAUUUCGAAGUGGACGAAGCUUCUAAUCUUACUCUGCGUGAACUUGAACAAAGAUUUACUGACGUGAAACAGCGACUGAAUGACACCAUUGCCAAAGACAACUUGUACUGCUUCGUAUGUGCCAUAAUGGGCCAUGGAAACAAGGAUGGAAUAGCCACUGCUGAUGGUAAAAUGAUUUCGGAGGAGACAAUCAGAAAAAGGUUCACCAACAACUAUAUUCCUAAUUUUGCAGGUAAGCCAAAGGUAUUUCUGAUACAAGCCUGUCGUGGGACGGAUUUGCAGGAUGGCGAGCAGGUUGAGGAUGACGACAUCAGUGACGUCACAGCCAAGAACAAUGAUGUCAUUGAGGAUGAUAUCAUUGUUACUGUUCCGAACGACGCAGACACACUUAUUGCCUUCUCAUCCACACCAGGAUAUAAGUCAACACGAAUGACGGUAAGCGGGAGCUGGUUCAUCACCACAUGUGUAGAGGUGUUCAGGCAGUUCUACAAGACUGACCAUCUGGAGGACAUGCUGGUCACUGUCCGGGAACGGGUCGCACAGAAGGAAAGGGAGCAUUCCAAGAAACAGAUGCCGUGUGUGUGGACCUCGCUAACCAAACGAUUGUUUUUCAAGAAAACGUCUUAAAUGCUUACACACAGCUGGUUCUUCAAGCUAUAUAAAGAGGGGUAGUUUCUCAUUUAUAUGUGUUCCUUUCAAGCUCAAUGAAAACAUCGAACGAUCUCAACGCUAGUAAGAUGGUCAAAAGAGGCUGAAAAGACUCCAAAGUCAAGGAUAGGAAUAAUUUUUAAGUAAAAUGGUAUGCGAAGUCUUUCACAUGGAUUUGAUAAUGUAAAAUCAUUCAAACAAAAAGCAAUCUUAAAACAUUUUCAAUUCUUUAAGCUUCGAAUCAUUUAUGGAUGCAAUUAACUGUAUUGUUUAUUUUUUGUACUUCAUAUCAUAUUGCACUUAUUUGCAUAAACAUGUUUAUGAUGAAAAAAUAUUGGUCAAACCUAUGAUUUUAACUAAACCAAAGGUUUCUUAGAAGUUAUUUUAGCGACUUACACCUGUGUACGGAACUUGCAGUGGGAAAAUGUACACAGACGUAAACAGCUGUAGAUAGUGUACAUAAAUAUAUAUAAAUAUUGUG
Molecule: messenger RNA, 2026 nt
Organism: Mya arenaria
Lineage: Eukaryota; Metazoa; Mollusca; Bivalvia; Myida; Myidae
Product: caspase-3-like
Exons: 8
Coding region: 343-1524 (393 amino acids)
Biological process (GO): proteolysis
Molecular function (GO): cysteine-type endopeptidase activity
Source: RefSeq, a predicted model, not a curated record